Messenger RNA from Punica granatum (pomegranate), 3230 nucleotides. NCBI's taxonomy places the organism in Eukaryota, Viridiplantae, Streptophyta, Magnoliopsida, Myrtales, Lythraceae. The record is from RefSeq and is a predicted model, not a curated record.
CAUCCAAUCCCAGUUCACACAUAUGUGUUGUAUCGUUCUUCUUGGGGUGAAAUGAAACAACGCGUAAGCCGAAAUCUUUUGUCUCUCCCCUUAAAGAAGCAGGGAAUAAAGUUGCCCAUUAAGAAAGAAGGCACAGAGCAAGAAGAGAAAGAAAAGGCCAAUUGCUUGGUUAGGGAGAGGGGCAGGCAGGCGGGCAGAGUGUGCUGUGGCGCCAUUCACUCUGUAAUGGGACUAAGAGAGCCUGUCAUGUGGAAGAACUUGUUCUGGGUUUUGUCGUGCCUAUUGUGGGUUUCUUUUUCUUCUGUUGAAGCCUCUGUUACUUAUGAUUAUAAGGCUAUCACUAUCAAUGGCCAAAGAAGAAUCCUUUUCUCUGGAUCCAUACACUACCCAAGAAGCACCCCAGAGAUGUGGCCUGAUCUUAUUAUGAAAGCAAAAGCAGGAGGAGUUGAUGUGAUUCAGACUUACGUUUUCUGGAAUGGGCAUGAACCUACACAAGGAGAAUACAAUUUUGAGGGGAACUAUGAUCUAGUAAAAUUCAUUAAGUUGGUGGAGCAAGCAGGUCUGUAUGUUCAUCUCAGGAUCGGCCCUUACGUGUGUGCUGAGUGGAACUUCGGUGGGUUUCCUGUUUGGCUUAAGUACAUUCCAGGGAUGAGCUUCAGAACUGACAAUGAACCUUUCAAGAAAGAGAUGCAAAAGUUCACCACAAUGAUUGUCAAUAUGAUGAAAUCAGAGAAAUUGUUCGAGUCUCAGGGUGGCCCAAUAAUCCUCUCUCAGAUUGAGAAUGAGUUUGGACCUGUGGAAUAUGAAAUCGGUCAACCUGGUCAAGUUUACACGAACUGGGCAGCAAAGAUGGCCAUUGCUCAGGACGUAGGCGUCCCUUGGGUCAUGUGCAAGCAAGACGAUGCUCCUGAUCCUAUUAUUAACACUUGCAACGGUUUUUAUUGUGACUACUUCUACGCGAACAAACCUUAUAAACCCAAAAUGUGGACCGAAGCUUGGACCGGCUGGUACACUGAGUUUGGAGGUGCAGUCCCAUAUCGGCCUGCUGAAGAUUUGGCCUUCUCAGUUGCUCGAUUUAUACAGAAGGGAGGAUCCUAUGUGAAUUAUUAUAUGUAUCAUGGUGGAACAAAUUUUGGACGUACUUCUGGUGGUCCUUUCAUAGCGACCAGCUAUGACUAUGACGCUCCUCUGGAUGAGUUUGGGCUAUUAAGGCAACCUAAAUGGGGUCAUUUGAAGGACUUGCACAGAGCAAUUAAACUCUGUGAACCAGCUCUAGUAUCGGUGGAACCAAUUGUGAUGUCCCUAGGACCCAAACAAGAGGCUCAUGUCUUUCAAUCAAAACAAGGGACUUGUGCAGCGUUCCUUGCAAAUUAUGACACAGAAUACUUCGCGAAAGUUUGGUUCAGAAAUAUGCAUUACAACCUUCCUCCUUGGUCUAUCAGCAUCCUUCCUGACUGCAAGAACACUGUAUAUAACACGGCACGGGUUGGUGCACAGAGCUCACAAAUGAAGAUGACGCCUGUUUCUGCUAAUGGAUUCUCUUGGGAGGCAUACACCGAAGAUGGCGGUGCUUUUGAUGGUAGUGCAUUUUCUACUGUUGGUUUGUUGGAACAGAUAAAUAUUACAAGAGACGUUUCCGACUAUUUGUGGUAUAUGACAGAUGUCUACAUUGACCCGAACGAGGAGUUCCUGAAAACCGGACAAUAUCCUGUUCUAAAGGUCUUAUCUGCUGGUCAUGCUUUGCAUGUUUUCGUCAAUGGGAAAUUAUCAGGAUCAUCUUUUGGUAGCCUGGAAUUCCCAAAAUUAACCUUCAGUCAGGGUGUGAAUUUAAGAGCUGGGGACAACAAAGUAUCUCUUCUAAGCAUUGCUGUUGGUCUACCGAAUGUCGGCAUCCAUUACGAGACAUGGAAUGCUGGGGUUCUUGGUCCCAUUUCAUUGAGCGGUCUCAAUGAAGGAUGGAGAGACCUUUCAUGGCAAAAGUGGUUUUAUAAGAUUGGUCUUCAUGGAGAAGGUUUGGAUCUUCACUCUUUUAUUGGGAGCUCUUUAGUUGAGUGGGCUGAAGAAUCAUUAGUUGCGGGGAACCAGCCGCUUACAUGGUAUCGGACAACUUUUGAUGCCCCAGUAGGAGCGGCACCAUUGGCUCUUGAUAUGAACAGCAUGGGCAAAGGUCAGUUGUGGAUAAAUGGGCGAAGUCUUGGUCGAUAUUGGCCUGCAUAUAAAGCCACUGGUGCUUGCGCGAAUUGUAGCUAUGCAGGCGAAUACAAUGAGAAGAAGUGCUUGACUAAUUGUGGAGAGGCUUCUCAGAGAUGGUACCAUAUUCCUCGCUCAUGGCUGAAUCCGACAGGGAACCUGUUGGUUGUUUUUGAAGAGUUGGGAGGGGACCCUAGUGGAAUUUCCUUGGCGAGGAGAGAGAUAGACACCGUGUGUGCCAAUAUAUAUGAGUGGCAACCCACCCUCAUGAACUGGAAGAUGCAUGCCUCCCAGAGGGUCAACAAACCCCUCCGACCCAAGGCUCACUUGUGGUGUUCAUCGGGCCAGAGAAUAUCGAAGAUAAAGUUUGCUAGUUUUGGAACGCCAGAAGGGUCAUGUGGGAGCUUCCAUGAAGGGAGAUGUCAUGCCUUCCACUCGUACAAUGUUUUUGAAAGGACUUGUCUAGGGCUAAAUUCGUGCUCCGUGACAAUUGACCCUGAAAUCUUUGGAGGAGAUCCGUGCCCGAACGUCAUGAAGAAACUCUCGGUGGAGGUCAUUUGCAUCUGAUACCGAGCCUAGAGAACUCAUCUGAUCAAUUUUUGGAGGAAUCAUAUACCUUGGUAAAUUAAGUCGGCACUUUUCAAAUGUUCAAGAUCUCUUCUUCUCAGACAACCCGAUUCUUUGUCCAGCUUUUCCAGGGUGAAGUUGCACAGCUACACAACACACCUCUUGGUUCAAAGCCGUAUAGGGUCCAACAAUCAUUGGCAGACCUGCUAGGUAUACAUAAGAUGACCUCCUCUUCCUCAGGCAAUCAAUCGAUUCAUUUCUCGUGACUUGCAGAAGUACUUGGAAAGAAAAGUUGCAAUUGGAGCAACUGAAACUCUAGUCCAUUUGCUUAAAUUAUAGUUCUAAAAUGCUCGUUUUUAAUAAAAUAUCGUGUUACAUUUUGAAUGUUAUAAACUAUAUGGAACCUCCUUACAAGAAACUUCUUCAUCAGCCUCUUUUCCUUUGUAAAAAGUAUAUAUACAAGGCUUAUCACA